Molecule: messenger RNA, 639 nt
Organism: Pogoniulus pusillus (Red-fronted tinkerbird)
Lineage: Eukaryota; Metazoa; Chordata; Aves; Piciformes; Lybiidae
Gene: SDHAF3
Product: succinate dehydrogenase complex assembly factor 3
Exons: 2
Coding region: 90-467 (125 amino acids)
Biological process (GO): succinate metabolic process; mitochondrial respiratory chain complex II assembly
Cellular component (GO): mitochondrial intermembrane space; mitochondrion
Source: RefSeq, a predicted model, not a curated record
CCCGCCCCAGGCCGGAGCUCGACCGCAUCGCUCCGCCUCCGGUGCAGCCGCCUCAGGGCUCCGCCGGUUGCCGCUCCACCGUGGCUGCCAUGCCGGGCGGCGCCGGUGCCAGUGCGCGGGGCCUGUACCGGCGGAUCCUUCUGCUGCACCGGGCGCUGCCGGCCGCGCUGCGGGCGCUGGGGGACCGCUACGUGAAGGAGGAGUUCAGGAAGCACAAGGCGGCCGGGCCCGCCGAGGCCCAGCGCUUCCUGCGGGAGUGGGAGAACUAUGCAGCACUGAUCCAGCAGCAAAUCCAUGAGGACAAAGAACACCUGAGAGAAAAGACUCUGUAUGGAAUGCAGCUCACAGAAGAUAAACUGAAUGACUUCCGUGAUGAACAGAUUGGGCAGCUGAAGGAACUGAUGGAUGAAGCUACCAAACCUAAGAGGAAAAGCACCAUUUCCAAAGACAUGGAACACAAAACCUAAAAGCUCUUAGAAAUGGUUUGACUGCCUACAGAAGCAUUCUGAAGUUUCCUUUUCCAGCUGGACUUGUGUGGAAUAAUAGGCACAGCUGAUGCCAGAGCUUGCCUAAAACACAUCUCUCUGGCCAUUGGGCUUUCUGUGCCAGAAUAAAUGUUGAAGUGGAAUAGUCACAACA